CUGACUGUCACUCCUUCUCCGACUCCGCAUUUCUCCCACCACUUCCUCCUUCCACUGCAUUUGCACCUUACCUCCCUCCGCUCACACCCUUCGGUCUGAUAUCAUGGCAGACAAGCCAAAGUCCUCGAUCCCGGAGUGGCAAAAGUCCAAUGCCACUCCGGAGAGCAACAGCAGCAGCGCUGGUACCAACGAAGCAGACAUUAUCGCAACCGACAGCCAACCUUCCCGCUCCGAGCUUCUCGACCAAGCAGCCAAAUUCCUCGAGGAUGACUCCAUCCGUGAAGCGCCCAUCGAACAAAAAAGAACCUUCCUAGAGUCCAAGGGUCUGUCUAGUGAUGAGAUUGACGUUCUCCUCAAUCAAUCCUCCGCGGAGCCUAGCACGUCGGGGAAGGAACACAGCAGCGACGAUGACCACCAAACUGCUGCUACCAGCAGCAGCAGCAGCCGCAACGCAACACCACCAUCCUCUCCGCCAGCAAGCACCACAAGUUCAUCAUCCAGUCCAUCCACCCACUCCAACACAAACACCAACCAACCCGCAACAACCCGCCAGCAACCCCGCGACAUCGCCCCCAUAAUCACCUACCCAGAAUUCCUCACCACGCCCACCCCGAACCCCCCGCUCAUCACCCUGCGCAGCACGCUCUACACCCUCUACGGCGCCGCCGGGCUAGCCACAACCUUCUACGCAGCCAGUGAAUACCUCAUCAAACCAAUGAUCGCCCAACUCACCGCCGCGCGCCACGACCUCGCCCGCACCGCCACCACCAACCUCCACACCCUGAACGCACGCCUCGAGCAGACCGUCUCCACCAUCCCAGACCCCAAACCCAGCACCAGCAGUCACCACCAACCUCCCGCCCCAGAAUCCGAUACAGAAUCCAUCGCGUCCGACCCCACGGAACUCUUCCACCGGGACGUGGCCGUGCAGACCACUAGCACCACCAGCACCCCACCGGAACCCUCGCUGAUCACCCACCUGCCACCACACAACUCUGAAGCAGAAGAAGCUGACGCAGCGGCGCAAAAGGUCGCCGACCCGGUGAAAACCGCUUGCGGCCAUACUGCGAGAAUGCAGGCCUUGACUGCUCAGCUGCGCGCGAUGACGGAGACGGAGCAGACCGCGUCGGAUAUGGAUACCGCUUUGCGCGGAAAAUUGAAUGAUUUGCACCAUUAUCUGGAUACGUAUAUCUAUAGUAAGCCGGGGGUGUUUAAUCCUAUGGCGGGGUAUGGCGUGUUUAGUACGCCUGGGUUGGAUGCUACGGGUGGGACGGCUGGUGGCGGUGGUAAUGGUGGCAAUGGUAGUGGGAGCGGUAGCAGCAAGGGCGGAGGAAGAUGCCAUUGCGAACUUCCGGAUGGAGAUUCGCGGGGUCAAAGGGGCGUUGUUGAGUGCCAGGAAUUUCCCGGCCGGGGGCAGAGGCGCUGCUGGAAGGGCUGUGGCCGGCGGGGGGUCGACGCUGGGGAGGUACAAUCGGCCGAGUGCGAGUUGAGGCCCGGGGAAUGGGUGUAAGUAGUUGAGUAUGGCGAUGUCUAGCGGAGGUUUUGGUUGGAUAGAGAUAGUAUCGAAGGGAGAACGCUGUAAAUAUAUCAAGUUGGUGUGCAUGUGAUGUCCAUCCAAUUUCACUAUGUAACAGAAGCAAAACACAAUUAAAAGGUUAUGGUCUACAUCAAACUUCGUUAAGCAAAGACAAAACAUAUCUACUACUCUACUUCCAUCGAGAUAAACAUAAUACUAACAUUAACAGCGAGAAUAGUAGAAAGAAUACCUCACCGCCGGCCAACCACCGUUCGACCGACUUCGGGGACAAACGUCCAGUACAGUCAAACAAUUAUAAAAGUUUUGCCUUGUACAUACAAUUCAUGAUCGUCACAUACUCAACCUUUACGGCGUGGCUUUGCUCAUGCUGAUCAGACGUUUCACACCAACCUAUUUUC
Messenger RNA from Aspergillus saccharolyticus JOP 1030-1, 1935 nucleotides. Its product is annotated as peroxisomal membrane protein PEX14. The coding region runs from base 104 to 1510 and encodes 468 amino acids. The record is from RefSeq and is a predicted model, not a curated record. Gene Ontology annotation, molecular function: signaling receptor binding. Gene Ontology annotation, biological process: protein import into peroxisome matrix, docking. NCBI's taxonomy places the organism in Eukaryota, Fungi, Ascomycota, Eurotiomycetes, Eurotiales, Aspergillaceae. Gene Ontology annotation, cellular component: peroxisomal membrane; peroxisomal importomer complex. The transcript is spliced from 2 exons.